AUGGAAGAAAGGAUGUCCUUUAAAGAAAUGCUUAUGAGACAUAAUGGUGAAUGGGAGAUGCAAGAAGAUGUUGAGAAAGAUGUUUCAGAAGCAGAAGAGGAAGACAUCAGGAAAUCCAGUCAGGUGCAAUUGUUUCACCGAAACCUCCUGAGGGAAGAAGACAGCGCUCCCUAUAAUGAAAAAAGGCUGGAAAAUAUAUCGGCAAGAGAGGGACAGAUUUUUGUCACUGAUGUAGAGAAUGGGUUCUUCUUUGCGAGGUUUUCGGAGGAGAAGGACCUGAGCUAUGCUCUUACUGCAGGGUCGUGGGUGUUAUUUGAUCAUUAUUUAGCAAUUAGGUCAUGGGAGCCUGAUUUUCAUCCCUUUUCUGCCUCAAUUAGUCGAAUUAUGGCGUGGGUCCGGCUUCCUAGCUUCCCAGUUGAAUAUAUGAAUACUGAGUUGAUCAAGGAGGUGGGAAAUUGGCUUGGAAAAUUCAUUAAAAUGGAUGCUGCGACGACUUGCCUAGCGAGAGGUAAGUUUGCUAGAAUAUGUGUUGAGUUGGAUUUAAGUAAACCUUUGCAGGCUGAUUAUAAGAUUGAGGGGAAAUUAAAAAAUGUUGAGUAUGAGGGAUUACAUUUUGUUUGUUUUGCUUGUGGUAAAUAUGGUCAUCGGACUGAGAAUUGUCCUGCCAAAGCUGAUAUGAUGGAUGCAAAUUCUGGGGAUGUAAAUUCGAAGAAUGAAGAGGAUGGGAGUCUAUCUAAUAGUGCGAGUACUCUUCCUAAUAAAACUGAUGAGAGAUUUGGGCCCUAG
Messenger RNA from Gastrolobium bilobum, 786 nucleotides. RefSeq lists its product as uncharacterized. The record is from RefSeq and is a predicted model, not a curated record. Gene Ontology annotation, molecular function: zinc ion binding; nucleic acid binding. Lineage: Eukaryota; Viridiplantae; Streptophyta; Magnoliopsida; Fabales; Fabaceae. The transcript is spliced from 2 exons. Bases 1 to 786 code for a protein of 261 amino acids.